Messenger RNA from Saimiri boliviensis boliviensis (Bolivian squirrel monkey), 1654 nucleotides. It is a transcript of the gene TRMO, whose product is annotated as tRNA methyltransferase O. Lineage: Eukaryota; Metazoa; Chordata; Mammalia; Primates; Cebidae. The record is from RefSeq and is a predicted model, not a curated record.
GGCUACUACGCUUGCGUCAGGCAUGAAAAGCGGAAGCGGAAGGCUGGACGCCUCGGCGGGCACCUCAGCAACCAGUAGCCAUGAGCGGCUUGGAGAAGCCAGGGCCUCGGCCUACAGCGAAUUUGUGCGGCUGCGUGAAGCCGGCUCUGGAGACAGGGAAUAUUUUAACUGAGCCAAUUGGCUACUUGGAAUCCUGUUUCUCAGCCAAGAAUGGCACUCCAAGACAGCCAUCCGUUUGUAGCUAUUCUCGAGCCUGUUUGAGGAUUAGAAAGAGCAUCUUUAAUAAUCCUGAACAUUCCCUGAUGGGCCUAGAACAGUUUUCUCAUGUUUGGAUUUUGUUUGUUUUUCACAAGAAUGGUCAUUUGAGCUGUAAGGCAAAAGUGCAGCCUCCUAGGCUGAACGGUGCGAAGACUGGAGUUUUUUCCACAAGAAGCCCUCAUCGCCCCAAUGCAAUAGGACUGACUCUGGCCAAGCUGGAAAAGGUAGAAGGUGGAACUAUAUACCUUUCUGGAAUUGACAUGAUACAUGGCACACCCAUACUAGACAUCAAGCCCUACAUAGCUGAGUAUGACUCACCACAAAAUGUGAUGGAGCCUUUAGCAGAUUUUAAUUUACAGAAUAACCAACAUAAACCAAAAACUGUGUCCCGGUCUGACAGCAAGACUGACAGCUCUGACCAGCGACAGCUCUCAGGGUGUGAUGAGCCACAACCCCACCAUGGCACUAAGGAGAAACCUAAAUGUCCUGAAGACAGAACUUCAGAAGAUAACUGCCUGACACACAGUGACACAGCACAAAGUCAGCAGGCAUUCCCUAUGCACAGGGAGAUCACAGCGGAUUUUGGUUUGGAAUUAAGAAGUGAUCAGAGUUCCAGUGUGACAGAAGAGGAAAUUGGCCCAUAUUGCCCGGAGAAGAGCUUUUUAGAGGAAGGUACAAAUAAGAAGCUAGAAAGAGUGGAAGGAGCAGCAGUCCUGCAAGGAAGCAGGGCGGAGACACAGCCCAGGGCUCCUCACUACCCUGCUGGAAGGGCUGAUGGAGCUCCCCACAGUGUGGUUCCUGCCUGGGUGAGAGAGGCCCCUGUGGCCACUUUAGAAGUGCGGUUUACUCCUCAUGCCGAGAUGGACCUUGUGCACCUCAGUUCACAAGGUGAACCAGAUGUUGGUCAGGCAUCAUUUAAAUAUUUUCAGUCAGCCCGGGAAGCAAAGCGUGCCAUCGAGGCUGUGCUGUCAGCGGACCCUCGGUCUGUGUACCGCCGGAAGCUUUGCCAGGACCGCCUUUUCUACUUUACCGUAGACAUAGCGCAUGUCACUUGCUGGUUUGGUGAUGGCUUUGCAGAGGUUCUGAAGAUCAAGCCAGCUUGUGAGCCUGUUUAUAUGACUGAGCCUGUGGAGUUCUUGGUGCCUCUAGGGUCUUAAGGAGCCUCUGUCAUGUCUUUAAGAUAGCAUCAUUGAUCUUUGGUUCUGGCUUUUGGAUUUUCUGAAGAAGCUAAUGUACCAAGAAGUAACACUUUGUGAUCUCACUGCUUUCAUUGAUUUGGGCUGUUUAAAAUGUUUAUUUGAAAAAUGCAUACUUUAAUAAACUUAACUAAGAGAUAGAAAAUACAGAGAAAUCACCAAAUGCUUUUUGAUCUGUUGAUAUUAAAGAAUCCAAAGGU